CCCGCGUUACACCUCUGCCACUGCCCACAAGCAAAAUCCCAACUCAGAGAGAUGGCAGAAGAGCACGUUGUGAAUUCAUCCCCCGCCCCCGUCCCCGUCCCCGGCGGUAAAACCAUAGAGGAAUGCGAAGAAAUGAUUCGGAAAAGUUUCAGAAACCCAAUGGUGAAAUUCUUGAAGGAGCAUUUGCAGCAAGCUGGAUGUUCAUUUAAGGAUAAUUUCAUCAAAGCUGUCAAUUGUGACAAACCAAUUGGCGGGGGCUAUGUUAAUGGUGAAGGGAUAAUGGUGUGUAGUAAUCACAUGAGAAUGCAAGAUCAGGUCAACCAAGUAGUUAUACAUGAGUUAAUUCAUGCAUACGAUGAUUGUCGUGCUGCAAACUUGAACUGGACUAAUUGUGCUCAUCAUGCCUGUAGUGAGAUUCGUGCAGGCCAUUUAAGUGGCGAUUGCCACUACAAAAGAGAAUUGUUGCGAGGUUAUAUGAAGAUAAGAGGCCAUGAACAAGACUGUGUGAAAAGACGAGUUAUGGAAUCAGUGAUGGCUAAUCCUAACUGCUCAAAGGAAGCUGCAAAGGAUGCCAUGGAAGCAGUCUGGGAUAUAUGCUACAAUGAUACGCAACCCUUUGACAGAGCUCCAUGAGGCGCUCUUAAAGCAAUUUUCAAACGAGCUAAUACACAAAGAAUCAUUGACUGAGCAAACGAUUUUCUUUUGGAGCUUAAGUUAGCUGUGAUUUUUUGGUAGCAAUUAGUAUACAAUACUCAGGAGAUUACCUUUUUUUUAUUUGAAAAAAACUUAAUACAGGUCUCGGCGGUGGUCUGAGGACUAUUCCCGGUCUCACUGGAGAUAUAAUAAGUUGGACCUCAGACCCCGUAAAGGGCCCCUCUCAUUCUUUGUAGACCCAGAUCAUUUCUUAUUUUUCUCUCACUGCAGGUAAUGCCUGUGAUGAAAUAGUGGAGCAAGUGUUUAUUGAGCUGUUGUAUGGUUUUAGCCUUUUGAUUUAGCUUAUGGAGAAAUGUUACCUUUCAGUACGAUAAUUACUGGUGAAUUUGGUGAUC
This is a messenger RNA of Mangifera indica (mango), 1049 nucleotides long. Its product is annotated as mitochondrial inner membrane protease atp23-like. Gene Ontology annotation, cellular component: extrinsic component of mitochondrial inner membrane. The record is from RefSeq and is a predicted model, not a curated record. Gene Ontology annotation, biological process: mitochondrial proton-transporting ATP synthase complex assembly; mitochondrial protein processing. The transcript is spliced from 5 exons. The coding region runs from base 52 to 633 and encodes 193 amino acids. NCBI's taxonomy places the organism in Eukaryota, Viridiplantae, Streptophyta, Magnoliopsida, Sapindales, Anacardiaceae. Gene Ontology annotation, molecular function: metalloendopeptidase activity.